Messenger RNA from Echinops telfairi (small Madagascar hedgehog), 2513 nucleotides. It is a transcript of the gene MBOAT7, whose product is annotated as membrane bound O-acyltransferase domain containing 7. The record is from RefSeq and is a predicted model, not a curated record. Lineage: Eukaryota; Metazoa; Chordata; Mammalia; Afrosoricida; Tenrecidae. Bases 636 to 2048 code for a protein of 470 amino acids. Gene Ontology annotation, molecular function: lysophospholipid acyltransferase activity. The transcript is spliced from 9 exons. Gene Ontology annotation, biological process: lipid modification; phosphatidylinositol biosynthetic process. Gene Ontology annotation, cellular component: mitochondria-associated endoplasmic reticulum membrane contact site; membrane.
CCUCUAAACUGGUGGCUCCGUCUAUCUGUAAACCUGAGUCACGUGGGCUCGACCAUCUCCGAAGAAAGCCGAAGCAUAUCGCCCCGCCUUCACCCAAGCCGAAUGCCUCAGUUCCCGACUAUCCCCGAAGUCAGCUGAAGCUUGCGGCCCGUAUCCGAAUUGAGCUGACGUCCCCGACAAUAGCCGAAAAAAGCCGAAGCUUGUGGCCCCGCCUCCGAACUGAGAGCUCCAGCCCCGACUCUGCCCGGAAGAAUCCGAAGCGGUCGGCCCUGCCUCUUUCCGAACGCCCAACUCCAAGCCCCGCCUCUCCCCUCCCCGUCAGUCCCCCUUCCCUGCGAACCGAAGGCUCCGGCCCCGCCUCUUCCCGCCUGGAACCCCGCCCCCUACGUGCCCGCGGUCUGCGUCCCCGCUCUGUAGAUCCCGGACCGCGGGUCCAGCGGCGGACUCGCACUCCCAGGGGACUCCUUCCCUGCUCCGCACGGAGCCCUGACGGUGUCCGCGCGCCUGGCCCCCCCCGAGAGCGGAGGCGGGGGCCUGCGGGGCGUGGGAGGCGUGGCCCGAGCUGCUGGACCCCGCGGGCUGGGGACUGAUCGGCCGCCUCCUGCCGGCGCGGCGCAGAGUCGCGGGCCCAGACCAUGUCGCCUGAAGAGUGGACCUAUCUAGUGGUUCUUCUUAUCUCCAUCCCCAUCGGCUUCCUCUUUAAGAAAGCUGGACCCGGUCUGAAGCGAUGGGGGGCAGCGGCUGUGGGCCUGGGGCUCACCUUGUUCACCUGCGGACCUCACAGCUUGCAUUCUUUGGUCACCAUCCUCGGGACCUGGGCCCUUAUUCAGGCCCAACCCUGCUCCUGCCACGCCCUAGCUCUGGCCUGGACCUUCUCCUAUCUCCUCUUCUUCCGUGCCCUCAGCCUGCUGGGCCUGCCCACGCCCACGCCCUUCACCAACGCCGUCCAGCUGCUGCUCACGCUCAAGCUGGUGAGUCUGGCCAGUGAGGUACAGGACCUCCACCUGGCCCAGAGGAAGGAGAUGGCAGUGGGUUUCAGCAAGGGCCCCACCCUGGGGCUGCACCCUGACGUACCCUCGCUUAUGGAGACACUCAGCUACAGCUACUGCUACGUGGGAAUCAUGACAGGUGAGCGAGCCCAGCCCCCUCUGGGCUGUCUACAACACCCGUUCCCNGGGGCCGUGCCCAGCCUGCGGCCCCUGCUGCGCCGCGCCUGGCCGGCCCCGCUCUUUGGCCUGCUCUUCCUGCUGUCCUCGCACCUCUUCCCGCUGGAGGCCGUGCGCGAGGACGCCUUCUACGCCCGCCCGCUGCCCGCGCGCCUCUUCUACAUGAUCCCCGUCUUCUUCGCCUUCCGCAUGCGCUUCUACGUGGCCUGGAUUGCAGCCGAGUGCGGCUGCAUUGCCGCUGGCUUUGGGGCCUACCCGGUGGCCGCCAAAGCCCGGGCCGGGGGCGGCCCCACCCUCCAAUGCCCACCCCCCAGCAGUCCGGAGAAAGCGGCCGCCCUGGAGUACGACUAUGAGACCAUCCGCAACAUCGACUGCUACGGCACAGACUUCUGCGUGCGCGUGCGGGAUGGCAUGCGGUACUGGAACAUGACGGUGCAGUGGUGGCUGGCGCAGUAUAUCUACAAGAGCGCACCCGUGCGCUCCUACGUGCUGAGGAGCGCCUGGACCAUGCUGCUGAGCGCCUACUGGCACGGCCUGCACCCUGGCUACUACCUGAGCUUCCUGACCAUCCCGCUGUGCCUGGCGGCCGAGGGGCGGCUGGAGUCGGCCUUGCGGGGGCGGCUGGGCGCCGGGGGCCAGAAGGCCUGGGACUGGGUGCACUGGUUCCUGAAGAUGCGCGCCUACGAUUACAUGUGCAUGGGUUUCGUGCUCCUCUCGCUGGGCGACACGCUGCGUUACUGGGCCUCCGUCUAUUUCUGUAUCCACCUGCUGGCCCUGGCGGCCCUUGGGCUGGGGCUGGCGCUGGGCGGGGGCAGCCCGAGCCGGCGGAAAGCAGCCCCCCAGACCGCGGGCCCGGGGCCAGAAAAGCUCCGCGAGGAGUGAGUGAGUCCCCACCCACCCAACCAUGAGGACCUAGCUGCCCUGGGAGAAUGGCUGGAAGGUGCCCUGCGUGCGACCCCAACCUGAGCUCUCGCUGCCCCCCACCCCAACCCCGCACCUGCUCCAGUGCCUCGAGGAUCCAGACCACGAGGCCACCCGAAAGAUGGGGGCCUUCGGGGGAGGUGGGGCCCUCAGCGUGGGAUGAGGCGCCUCGGGGCCGGGCUCCAGGGAGUGGGGUCUCGCUUUCCUCUCUCUCUCUGUAUUUUUCUUAUCUCACGGAAUCAUGGUUUUGAAAACGGGGAGCGGGCUGACCUGCCUAUUCCGUCCCCGGGGGACACUGAGGCUCGGUCCCCACCAGGCUUGGGGACCACCACAGGGCCCCUCUCACCCUCCCAUCAGGCUCCCUGGGCCUCGACAGGGGCCGGUCAGUGUUAAAAUCGUAUACCCAAUAAAGUGUUGCGCAAGAAG